AUGGCAGAUGACACUUCGGCGCGGGAAGAGGAGGGGUUUGAGGAGGACGAGCUCGACGAGACCAGCUUUCGGUCCGUCAAAGACGCCGUUCUAUUCGCGAUUGAUAUCAGCAAUUCAAUGCUGGAGACUCGUCUCUCUGCCGACCCCAAGAAGUCCGGCGGAGAGUCCCCGGUAUCAGCUGCUUUAAAAUGUGCAUAUCACUUGAUGCAGCAGCGCAUCAUCUCCAACCCGCGUGACAUGAUCGGUAUUCUGCUAUAUGGAACUGAGUCAUCCAAGUUCUACGAUGAGGAUGGCGAAAGCGCUGACCUCUCCUAUCCGCAUUGCUACCUCUUUACUGAUCUCGAUAUUCCAUCGGCGGAGCAAGUGAAGGAAUUGCGGUCUCUAGCAGAAGAUGAAGAUGUGGCCCGGCAGAUAUUGAAGCCAUCGAAGGAACGUGUUUCGAUGGCCAAUGUGUUAUUCUGUGCAAAUCAGAUCUUUACCUCCAAGGCCCCGAACUUCCUUUCCCGGCGCCUCUUCAUUGUUACCGAUGACGAUAACCCGCACAGUGACAACAAGAGUGUCCGAUCUGCUGCAACUGUCCGUGCAAGGGAUCUGUAUGAUCUCGGGGUCACGAUUGAAUUAUUCCCCAUUUCUCGUCCCGAUCAUGAAUUCGACACAUCCAAGUUCUAUGAUGAUAUAAUUUACAAAACCUCUCCCAGCGACGGUGAGGCACCGGCAUAUUUUCAGCCUGAUACAAACGCAUCGACCGGGAAAGGUGACGGAAUCUCACUUCUCAAUACUCUUCUAUCAAGCAUCAACUCCAGAUCGGUGCCUCGGCGAUCUCUCUUCUCCAAUGUGCCUCUGGAAAUCGGACCCAACCUCAAAAUAUCGGUGAAUGGCUACCUUUUGCUCAAGCGACAAGAACCAGCUCGGAGUUGCUAUGUCUGGGUGGGAGGAGAAACUCCCCAGAUCGCUAAGGGAAUCACCACACAGAUGGCAGAUGACACAGCACAAGCAGUCGAAAAGGACGACAUUCGCAAAGCAUACAAAUUUGGCGGAGAGCAGAUUGCCUUCACGACCGAGGAGCAGCAAGCCUUGAGAAACUUCGGGGAUCCUGUCAUCCGCAUCAUCGGCUUCAAGCCACUAUCUGCGCUGCCUAUCUGGGCUAACAUCAAGCAUCCGUCUUUCAUCUAUCCUUCUGAAGAAGAUUACAUCGGCUCGACGCGCGUGUUCUCCGCCCUCCAUCAAAAGCUCCUCAAAGACGAGAAACUGGCCUUGGUCUGGUUCAUUCCCCGCAAAAACUCCACACCGACCCUAUCUGCCAUGAUUGCUGGUGCUGAGAAGAUAGAUGAGAAUGGUGUCCAGAAGGUACCGCCCGGGAUGUGGAUUAUUCCGCUUCCCUAUGCAGAUGAUGUUCGGAAAAAUCCCGAGUCCAGCAUGAAUGUGGCUCCGGAACCACUAAUCGAUUCAAUGCGUGCGAUUAUUCAGCAACUACAGCUUCCAAAAGCCGUUUACGACCCUUCAAAAUACCCAAACCCUUCCCUGCAAUGGCAUUACCGCAUUUUACAAGCUCUGGCUUUAGAUGAAGAUCACCCAGGGACACCAGAAGACAAAACCAAGCCUCGAUACCGACAAAUUGAUAAACGCGCCGGAGACUACGUUCUCGCCUGGUCCGACGAACUAGACGCCCAAUCCGCUAAGGUGUUUGGCAGCACCGCCGUCACAAGUUCCACGCUCGUGAAGCGCGGCCCGAAGGAACAACUCGAGACUGCUGAUGCGGACGAGCACCCAGCGAAACGCGUGAAAACAGAGAGUGACAAUGAGAUCAAGCGACAUUUCGAGAAGGGCACGGUAGCAAAGGUGAGAAUCAAGCUUUUCCUUGAUUUCUUGCUUACAAUACCUGUAUUGAAGGAAUUCUUGGUUUCCCAUGGUCGAGCUGCGGCUGGGAAGAAAGCCGAUCUGGUGGAUCGAGUUGAGCAGUACUUUGAGCAGAAAUGA
Molecule: messenger RNA, 1977 nt
Organism: Penicillium maclennaniae
Lineage: Eukaryota; Fungi; Ascomycota; Eurotiomycetes; Eurotiales; Aspergillaceae
Gene: akuA
Exons: 7
Coding region: 1-1977 (658 amino acids)
Biological process (GO): double-strand break repair via nonhomologous end joining; cellular response to X-ray; cellular response to gamma radiation
Cellular component (GO): Ku70:Ku80 complex; nucleus
Molecular function (GO): damaged DNA binding; DNA helicase activity; telomeric repeat DNA binding
Source: RefSeq, a predicted model, not a curated record